Molecule: messenger RNA, 567 nt
Organism: Rotaria sp. Silwood1
Lineage: Eukaryota; Metazoa; Rotifera; Eurotatoria; Philodinida; Philodinidae
Source: the annotation of a GenBank genome assembly
AUGUGUGUUUGCAUGUGUAGAGGCACUGGAGGUUAUGGUCAACCUGAUGGUUCAGGUGGUGAAUACUGGGGACCUGAACAAGGCCAUAAUGCUACUGUAGCAUGGUUAAAAAUGGGUGGUCGACGUAUCGAUACUUCGGACGAUUAUGCCUCACGUGAUGGAAUUGGCACGGGAUGGGUAACUAGUGGUGUACCUCGUUCUGAAAUGUUCAUUACAUCGAAAGUAAAUCCUUCUGGUUAUGAUCAAGCAUUGGAAGAUUAUUCACCAGUUGGUUGUCCUGAUCAUGCUGUAACACUCGGUUCUACAUGGAAUCCUAUUCCAGAUCUACGUAAACAUCCCAGUCUUAUUGCAAUUGCAGAAAAGUAUAGCAAAACGCCUGCUCAGAUAGUACUUCGUUGGCAUUGGCAACAAGGGAUUGUGGUUAAUCCAUGUACUCGUGAUUCUACUCAUAUGAUGGAAAAUAUGUUCAUAUUUGAUUUUGAACUCGAUAAUCCAGAUAUGAUGAUUCUUUCUUAUUUGAAUCAUCCAAUGAGCAAGAUGUGUGAUGAUCCAAGACUAAUUUUAUAA